Messenger RNA from Dentiscutata erythropus, 200 nucleotides. Lineage: Eukaryota; Fungi; Glomeromycota; Glomeromycetes; Diversisporales; Gigasporaceae. The record is from the annotation of a GenBank genome assembly.
CCGAAUUUCUUGUAGAAAAAAUUGAUUUAAUUUUAGAAGAAGUUGGGCAUAAUAGAUUUACAGCAAUUGUUAUAGACAAUGCAAGUAACAUGAAGCUUACACAGCAAACUAUCUAUGAAAAAUAUCCCAAAAUAUUAAACUUAAACUGUAUUGCUUAUUGUAUCAAUCUUGUGUCUAAAGAUAUUUUAAGUAUUUAUUAA